UAAUAUUUUUGAAGGAACUGAAACAAUCUUCAUGUGUUUCUAUCAGGAAAAACUAAAUAAUUGUUAUGAUAGGUGUCUGUGUUUAUGAUUUAUUCUAGUUUUCUGUCUUGUCUUCUGGUUUCUUCCACCUGUCUGCUCCAGCCCCGCCCACUCACACCUGAUCCUCAUGUUUCUCUCCCAGGUGUUUCUUGUUUUUGCUCAUUAGUCUCACCUUUAUAUUGUGUCUUGUCUUCACCUCCCUGUUGGAUCACUGUGCUGUGGUUCAUGUACCUCAAGUUUUGUAUCAAGCAAAGUGAGUUGUUUUUGAGCUGCCAUUUGAUAAAUAAAUGGUUUUAAUAACAGAACAAACAGUUUAAAAGUUGAACGACUUCCUGAUUCUACAGUCACACCAUUAACUCCCAUUGAUUCUGAGGGAGGAAAAGGACUUUCUGGAGUGAUUUUUACGUUUAGAAAUCUGAAAAAGAACAUUUUAUAAAACCAAAUAAGUGAAUUCCCGUCAAACAACAAAAAUCCGACUAAAGUAAUUCCUUGAUAAACGAGCCUUUGUUUGGUGAAACUUUUAGGCAGGUGAGGGUGUAAAGUUGUUAUGAAAGACGAUGGAUUUAAUGGUUUUCACAAUCCGUCCUAAUUAGGAUGAAGGAUUCUUGGGUUCAAGUUUCACAAAAACACCAGAAAUCCCUCAGAAGCGUGCAGCAGCUCCAACAGGACGGAUCCAAAGCUUCAGCCGAGCAGAGAAGCUGAACGGGACAGAGCGUUUAGGACAGCCUAAACAAGAGCGACACACCUGGGAGAUGCAGUUUCUGUGAAACCUGCCGAGUGGUGGGGGGGAGACAGGAAGCGGUUCAACCUUUUAAAUUGGGAGGAAGGACAGCCGAGUUUCCCCCUGAUCGAGUUCUGCCAGUCCAAAAGAUGUCAAUGACUAGCCUGGACCGAGGAGGAAGAGGAACCAAGGCCUCAAAGCACCACAAAAAGCCCACAUCUGAGGCACUGAAAGGAGCCAUCCAGCUGGGCAUCGGUUAUGCUGUCGGUAACCUCAGCUCCAAACCUGACAGAGACGUCCUCAUGCAGGACUUCUCUGUGGUGGAGUCCGUCUUCUUGCCCAGUGAGGGUAGCACCCUAACUCCAGCGCAUCACUUCCCUGAUUUCCGUCUGAAGACGUACGCCCCGCUGGCGUUCCGUUACUUCAGAGAACUCUUCGGCAUCAAACCGGACGACUACCUGUACUCCUUCUGUAACGAGCCGCUGAUCGAACUGUCCAACCCCGGGGCCAGCAGCUCCUGGUUCUACCUGACCAGCGACGACGAGUUCAUCAUCAAGACGGUGCAGCCCAAAGAGGCCGAGUUCCUGCAGAAGCUGCUUCCUGGUUACUACAUGAACCUGAACCAGAACCCGAGAACGUUGCUUCCGAAGUUCUACGGCCUGUACUGCAUCCAGUGCGGCGGCGUGACGGUGCGCGUGGUGGUGAUGAACAACGUCCUGCCGCGAGCCAUCAACAUGCACUACAAGUACGACUUGAAGGGCUCGCUGUACAAACGCCGCGCCUCGCGCAAAGAGCGCACCAAGUCCUCGCCCACCUUCAAGGACCUGGACUUCCAGGACAUGCACGAGGGACUCUUCUUCGACCCCGACACCUACAACGCCCUGAUGAAGACCCUGCAGAGGGACUGCCGGGUUCUGGAAAGCUUUAAAAUCAUGGACUACAGUCUGCUGCUGGGGAUCCACGUGUUGGACAGGAAGCCUCUGAGCAGAGGGAGUCGAUGUGACAGCAGGAGGGGACAGAAGGUCCUGUACUCCACCGCCCUGGAGUCCAUCCAGGGGAACGUCAAGGAUCCAGACCCGGUGGCCGACGACGACACACUUGGAGGAAUUCCUGCCAAACAUCGAGACGAGAGCCUCCUGAUCUUUUUAGGAAUCAUCGACAUCCUGCAGUCCUACAGGUUCAUAAAGAAAGUGGAACACUCCUGGAAGGCUCUCGUUCAUGACGGGGACACGGUCUCGGUCCACAGGCCCAACUUCUACGCCGACCGCUUCCUGAAGUUCAUGGGAACGACCGUUUUCAAGAAGCUGCACCCUCUGAGGGGAGCGUCCUCCAGGAGGAGGCGGGGCUCGCUCCACGCCGGCCAGGCCAAGUCCCUGUCCCAGGAGGUGCUGUCCCCGCUGUGGGAGGCCAAGGACGAGAAGAAGAAGACCCAGAGCCUCGACAACCUGGACGGAAACUUUUACAGCUCCUCCAAACAACCGGAUCUUCUCCCACAGUCCGCUCUGACGUGCGAGUCCAGCAGGGACGUCCAAGAGGACCCAGAGAACGGUGAGGAACGACGAGCCUCCAGUUCCACCAUCGCGGUGGACUCUCCUCUGGCGUCUCUCAACAGAAGCCAGUCGGACACAGAGCUGGACGUUUACCUGCCUCGCACAGACUCAUCCAGGCGGCCCAGCUGGAGCUCAGUGCCUCUUCUAAAUUGAGGAUGCAGCAGAACGACGCAGCACAGAGGAUGGAGAAAACUACGAGCAGCGCCGCGCCGCUUCUCCUCCUUCAGCAUCACUUUGUGCCUUUUUCAACUUCACUAUUUGUGUAAAGGUCAACAAAUCUCUGCAAACGUCAUUCUCCGUGUUAACAGCUGGUGUGUCAGUUUGGCUUUAUGUGCGUCGAGAACCACGAACACUAGGCUGAUUCUUCCUCUUUCCGUUAUCUUUGCUGCUAGUAAAACGUCCGAGUUCCACUUUUCUUCUCUUCUGCUUUUUGUUUUUCUGGAAAUCUGAACAGCUGGAUCCCUGAGAACAGGCAUAUCAUUUUAUUUGCUGUUAUUUUCAAAUCAGCCCUGUUAAUAAAUCUUUUGACUUAUUUAUGUAUAAAACACGCAGAUUUAUUUCUGCUGUAAUGUGAAUCUCUGUAUAUAUGUAGAAGAAACUGCUAUAUAUAUUUUUUAAAUCCUUACAAAAUUAACAAAUAAAUAAUUAUAAAUAAUUGAAAAAUGACCAAAACUACAAUGUUAUCUGCUUUACUUGUAUCAGCAUGCUAACAUUAGCAUGCUAACAUUAGCAUGCUAACAUUUGCAAACUAAGCUGUGUUCAGUUUGGAGUUAACUGUUUAUGACGCUUUUUCUGUUUCUUUAAAUAUUUUUAAAAUCUGUGUUUGAGCUUUUAAACAUACAUAAAUGUAUUUUAAUUUAUUAGCAACUGUUAGCACGCUAACACCGAAAAUUAAACAAAUGUUAGCAUGCUAAUGUUAGCGUGCUAAGCUGUGUUCACAGUUCAGAGGUAAUUGUUUAUAACAUUUUCAGUUUCUUUCUAUCUUUAUACAGCUCAUGUUUGAAUUUUUUUCCACAUGUAAGAAUUGUACUUUAUUUUUAUUAUUAGCAGCUUUUAGCAUGCUAACACAGAAAAAUAGACAAUGUUAUUAUGCUAACUGUGCUAAGUUGCGAAAACAGUUUAGAGCUAAUUGUUUAGGACUGUUUAUAACUUUGUUUUCUGUUUCUUUCAAUCUUUUUACAGCAUAUGUUUGAGGUUUUUUUCACAUGUAAGAAUUGUACUUUAAAUUAUCAGCAGCUGUUAGCAUGCUAACACAGAGUUAGAUGUUAGCAUGGGAGGCUCACACUGUAUUAGUAUAUUUUUAAUGAUAAAACCUAAUUUAUUUGAAUGUUUCAGGACAUAAUUUCAACAUAGUUUUAAUUCUACUUCAUGUAAACUCUGUAAGAGCMAAUUUUAGUCAUUCACACUUAAAAAUAAAUGUGGAAUUGUUGACAAACUAUUAUUUUGACAAUAAAACACUGAUUUAUGUUCAUCUAAAUCAGUAAAAAACUAGCAUUCACAUAGCACGCUGCGUCGUUUUAAACAAAGACCAUGUGAUCUGUUAGCUGUGACUCUCAGCUACACCUGUUUUUAGCUCAAUAUUUGUAAUUUUAACGGAUUUGUAACCAUGUAGGAGUUUGCUGCAGGCAAUAAUUAGGCCCAUAUUUUAUUAUCUUUACAAUAAGUUAUUAAAAUCAGUGUUGGCUAAAAGCUAAUUUUGAAGGUUUGUUGUAGUUUGUCUUUUAUGUCUGUACAGAUGUAUUUGUGUAAUUUACAUGCCUAAAUAUCUGAGAAAGAAAUAAAUAUUUAAUGUCUUUA
This is a messenger RNA of Austrofundulus limnaeus, 4107 nucleotides long. It is a transcript of the gene pip5k1ba, whose product is annotated as phosphatidylinositol-4-phosphate 5-kinase, type I, beta a. NCBI's taxonomy places the organism in Eukaryota, Metazoa, Chordata, Actinopteri, Cyprinodontiformes, Rivulidae. Gene Ontology annotation, biological process: phosphatidylinositol phosphate biosynthetic process. The coding region runs from base 910 to 2463 and encodes 517 amino acids. The transcript has 15 exons. Gene Ontology annotation, molecular function: 1-phosphatidylinositol-4-phosphate 5-kinase activity. Gene Ontology annotation, cellular component: plasma membrane. The record is from RefSeq and is a predicted model, not a curated record.